Molecule: messenger RNA, 1645 nt
Organism: Choloepus didactylus (southern two-toed sloth)
Lineage: Eukaryota; Metazoa; Chordata; Mammalia; Pilosa; Megalonychidae
Product: cytochrome b-c1 complex subunit 1, mitochondrial
Exons: 13
Coding region: 62-1504 (480 amino acids)
Cellular component (GO): mitochondrion
Molecular function (GO): metal ion binding
Source: RefSeq, a predicted model, not a curated record
CCCCGAGCGCCGCCGCGCCCGCUCCACGCAUGCGCGGCUUGGCGUCAACAGGAGCGAAAAGAUGGCGGCGUCCAUAGUUUGCCUGGUUGCUGGCAGCGGAGCGCGGAUGCUAGGGCGGGCCCGCCGCUCGCCGGCCUUGCUGAGGACGGCUGCCCUGCGGGGCACGGCCACCUUCGCCCAGGCCCUCCAGAAUUUGCCCGAGACUCAGGUCAGCCUCCUGGACAACGGGCUCCGCGUGGCCUCGGAGGAGUCCGCCCAGCCUACUUGCACAGUGGGGGUGUGGAUUGAUGUUGGCAGCCGUUACGAGACUGAGAAGAACAAUGGAGCAGGCUACUUUGUGGAGCAUCUGGCUUUCAAGGGAACAAAGAAUCAGCCUGGCAAUGCUCUGGAGAAGGAGGUGGAAAGCAUGGGGGCCCAUCUUAAUGCCUACAGCACACGGGAGCACACAGCUUACUAUAUCAAGGCCCUGUCCAAGGACCUCCCGAAAGCUGUGGAGCUCCUGGCUGACAUCGUGCAGAACUGCAGCCUGGAAGACUCACAGAUCGAGAAGGAGCGUGACGUGAUCCUGCGGGAGCUGCAGCAGAAUGAUGCAUCACUGCGGGAUGUGGUCUUCGACUACCUGCAUGCUACGGCAUACCAGGGCACACCCCUGGCACAGGCUGUGGAGGGGCCCAGUGAGAAUGUCAGGAAGCUGUCGCGGGCGGACUUGACCGAGUACCUUGGCAGGCAUUACAAGGCCCCUCGCAUGGUGCUGGCAGCGGCUGGAGGGGUGGAGCACCAGCAGCUGCUAGACCUUGCCCAGAAGCACUUCAGUAGCGUCUCUGGGACAUACGAGGAGGACACGGUGCCCACUCUCCAUCCAUGCCGCUUCACUGGCAGUGAGAUCCGCCACCGUGAUGAUGCCUUGCCCCUGGCCCAUGUGGCCAUUGCAGUGGAGGGGCCUGGCUGGGCCAACCCAGACAAUGUGGCUCUCCAGGUGGCCAAUGCCAUCAUCGGCCACUAUGAUUGCACUUAUGGUGGUGGCACGCACCUGUCUAGCCCACUGGCUUCGGUUGCUGUGGCCAACAAGCUGUGCCAGAGUUACCAGACCUUCAACAUCUGCUACGCAGAGACUGGGCUGUUGGGUGCCCAUUUUGUCAGUGAUCGCAUGACUAUCGAUGACAUGAUGUUUUUCUUACAAGGCCAGUGGAUGCGCCUAUGCACCAGUGCUACAGAGAGCGAAGUGGCCCGGGGCAAGAACAUCCUUAGAAAUGCCCUGGUGUCUCAUCUGGAUGGUACCACCCCUGUCUGUGAGGACAUUGGACGCAGCCUCCUGACCUAUGGCCGCCGAAUCCCCCUGGCUGAGUGGGAAAGCCGGAUUGCGGAGGUAGAUGCGAGGACGGUGCGUGAGGUCUGCUCCAAGUACUUCUAUGACCAGUGUCCAGCAGUAGCUGGAUUGGGCCCCAUCGAGCAGCUCCCCGACUACAACCGGAUCCGUAGCGGCAUGUUCUGGCUGCGCUUCUAGGCAAGAAGCCUGUGCAGGCAAGAGGGCGGGACCAGGGUUCAUGGUCCUCCCCCCACCACACACAUACCACCCCGGCUCCUCAAACCCUUGCAGGAAGAGGGCGUGCCACAGAUGAACUCCAAUAAAGUCCUGUGUUGAGAA